AUGGUCUUCAACAGCGACGCAACGGCGGGGCUGGCCCUAUCGGGCCUGGGCUCUGCCGUGCCGACUCAGGCUCAGGGGGUCCUAGAGGGAGGGGCCGCGCUAGCGGAGGCAGAAGAGUACCAGGAUGUUAAAGAGGAGGCCCCUGGCCAGCCUGCGCAGGACAAAACCCUCGCCAUCUUGCAGGGCCUGCUCACUCACUUGGUCAACCAGGGCAGUGCUAACUCCACGCGCCGCCUGGUCACCCUCCGCGCCAACAGUCACGGCGAGAACUUCUCUGCUGUCACCGCCGUGGUGCACAAGGUGCUGCUCAUCCUCAAGGCGGUGCUGCACCCAGACCCUCAGGCUGCGGUCAACACCUUCCUCGCCCUGCGCCAGCAGUCCAGCCAAGACGAGCACGCCUUCAUGUCAACGGUGCUCAGCGCGUCAAGGCUGGUACGGGGUGCACUGUCCAUGGCAGACAUGUGCAGGGUGGCGGUGCGCGGGCUGUCCAACACCGCCCUGGCCGCCAGGGUCAAGGCGCGGCUGGAAGUGCAGGCAGCAAGCACUUGGUCACUCGACCUCGUAUCCUCGCUGCUUUAUGACAGCCAGCAGGAGAUGCGCGAGGCCGCGCACUUCCAGAUCCGCCUGCAGGCGGCAGGGGCAGGGGGCAGUGCCAACCCGGGAGCCCGUCAGCCGCCUGCAGACCCGCACGCCAAAAACGAGCAGAAGCUGGCCGCCAUGCGCUACCUGGCCGGCCUGGAUGACACGAACCCUCAUGCCACCUGCCUCUCCCACAAGCGCGGCGUUCACACCAACGCUGACGCCCAAGCACGACUCUUCCUGCAGAACUCAGGCGACAACCUGGCCCCUCAAGAUUUCGUCACCGACGGCGGCAUCUGUGUGGCCGGCCCCAACGCCUCCACUGUGCCCAUCCCCGCCGCCAUGCUCGACACCGGCAGCGAGGUGUGCAUCAUCGACAAGGACUUCUGCGACGCCAACAACAUCAUUUACAAGGACUUUUGGAAGGCGGCGCGUGCGGCGGCGCGCUUUCACAAGGCGCCCGCCACCCUCAAGCCCGCCCGCAAGGCGCAGCUCCAGCUCAGCGCCCGUCGGCGGAUGCUGGAGUUCUACAGCUCGAUUGUAGGCCCGUCCACGCCCCGCGUCAACCGUGUGCCCAAGCUCCCCGCCACCUACCCCUGCUCGCUCUCAUCACAGCCUGUGGCUGACAAGGCAGAGGUGGACAAGCCAGCUCCUUCCAGCAAGCCGCUGUGGGAGGCAGCUCGCCGGCAGAGCCCCUUGGAAAAGGAGGUCUCGCUGGAGAAGUGCGGUGAAUUAGGGGAGGUGGGUUUCAUAGAGGAUGGCAACUACUCUGACCCUUACGCCGCCAACCCAGUCAACGCGGCCAAGAAGGACGCGCAGGGGGAGUGGACCGAGAAGCGCUUUUGCGUGAACUACAAAAGGGUCAAUCUUGCCCAGCAACCCAACAAAUACCGCACUCCCUCACCCGAGGAGCUGUUCCAGCGCCUCUCAGGCGCAACCUUCUUCUCACACCUCGACAUGCGGGCGGGUUUCCACCAGCUGCCCCUGGCUCAAUCGAGCCGUAAGUACACACAGUUCUGGGCGGCGUCGCCCACGGGACCCAAGCUGAUGCGCUAUACCCGCCUGCCUUUUGGGGGCAUCAACUGCAGUGCUGAGUUCCAGCGCCGCGCAGACGAUGCUCUCAUUCGUGCAGGAUUAGGGCAUUGCGCCUGCGCGUACGUGGACGACAUCAUCAUCUGGUCGCGCACCUUCAAGGAGCACCUCCAGCACGUGCGCGCGGUCCUGCGUGCGCUCAAGGCGGUAGGGUUCAAGGUUCAUCCCACAGAGAUCGCCAAGCCCGGCAACGCCCUGCGCCACCCCGACCCCGACAAGCCCUUCAUUGUCCAUACAGACUGGAGCCAGCUCGGCAUUGGGGGGGUGCUGGGGCAGCUGGACGACGCUGGAGCCACCAGCGACGGCAUCACCGUCUAUGAGCCCUUUGGGGGCCUGUGCGCGGGCCUAGAAGCAGCGCUGCGCGCCGGCGUCAAAGUCGGACGGUACAUCUACGCCGACACUGCCGCCGUCGCCCAGAAGGUCGCUCGCUUCCGCCUGCAAAGCCUGGCAGCGCUCUACCCAGCUCAGCUUUCACCCACCGCCUGCGACGACGCCUUCGUCACCCUUCCCCAAGACAUCUACGCCACAACACCUGAGGCCAUCCAAGCUGCUGUGCGGCAGGCCCCGGGGCCGUGGUUGGUGGUCGCGGGCUGGGAGUGCCAAGAUCUGUCCAACGCGGGGGGCGGGGCUGGCCUGGAGGUGCUCCUCGACGCGGCGCGGUUCGGCAGCUACGCCCACCGACUGCGCAACUUCUGGACCAACCUGCUGCCACCGGCUGUGCUGGGCGCGGUUAGUCUGGAGGGGCGGGGGGCUGUCUUUGACACCAACACGCAAUGCUGGGACGAGCCCAACGCAGAUGAGCGCGAACGCGCCAUGGGCUACGCCACAAGCUCCACCGCCGCCCCCGGCGUGUCCGAGGCACGUCGCCGGGAGGUGCUGGGGCGCUGCAUGGACGCCAACUGCCUCCAGUCCAUCCUGGCAAUCGGGCUCAACAUCAAGCCCGCCUAG
This is a messenger RNA of Monoraphidium neglectum, 2619 nucleotides long. RefSeq names its product Retrovirus-related Pol polyprotein from transposon gypsy. Lineage: Eukaryota; Viridiplantae; Chlorophyta; Chlorophyceae; Sphaeropleales; Selenastraceae. The record is from RefSeq and is a predicted model, not a curated record. The coding region runs from base 1 to 2619 and encodes 872 amino acids. The transcript has 9 exons.